AUGUUGUCUUCGAUCAUAAACACUUGUUCAAUUCGCCCUCCACCGCCACCUCCUUUGAUGAGUUUUGUUAACAACUCUAUGCGUCAUCCAUUAAAUCAUCAUCCUCCGCCUCAACUGAUGACUGCUUCGAAUAAUAACAAUUUUAAUCCAAACAACUCAAGUUCAAAUCAAAAUAAACGUUCUCGGAAUCAAAGAAAUCAUAAUCGUCGCGGUGGAACAAAUCGUCGUUAUCGACAUUCGACUGUCGCAGCUUCAAAUGCCUAUCAUCCUUAUUCUCGACCUCAACAACAAUAUCGCCACCGAUAUCAGCAACCUCAACAACAAUCACAAGCAAGAACUCCAUUAAUAAUGAGUACACCGCCAGGCAUGUCGCAGGCUGAAUAUGAAAAGCUUCAUUUGGAACAAGUAAAACGUGAUAAAGAAAAAUUAUUAAGAUGUGGAAAUGUGUUAGCACCAUCAAAUACGACACAGUUUAUUAUUCAAGAUCAUAACAGAAAAACCCCAACACUCCCCAACAGUACCGGCAAUCAAACACCAGCCACACAGCCAAAAGAACAAACAUCGGGCUCAUCUAUUCCUCAUAGUUCAUUUGAGCAAUUAUUUGGUGAUGUUGAUGAUGAUUGUUUAUCAACAACAUCGGGUGAAGGCGAAUCGUCGGAUAUGGAAGAAGGGAAAUUGAAUUAUGAAGAUGAUUUUAAUGAUAUCUAUUACCAAUGUCGUUAUGAACGAUAUAAUACAUUUAGUCGUAGUGCAUUGUUAAAAGAAGUUAUGUCACUGUGUAUGAAUAUUGAUCGAUUACAACAUGAAAAAUCAGAAUUAGAAAAGAGAUUAAGAGAUCUGCAGCAACAACAGUUUUAUGUUUAUCAGCAACCACAACUACCAUUACAGUUAGCAAACGGUCAACAACCACCUGCACAAUUAGUUGUACCAGCAGCAAUAACUACAAACGAACACAACGCAAUUCCUACCCAAGUCGAAACGACGACACAAUCAUCAAUCAGUAUUCCUCAAGAAAUGAUUCAACAAGAAGCAAUAAUUACAUCGCCACAACCAUCAAUAGCGUCAGAAGAACAACAAAUCAUUACGUAA
Messenger RNA from Didymodactylos carnosus, 1089 nucleotides. The record is from the annotation of a GenBank genome assembly. Lineage: Eukaryota; Metazoa; Rotifera; Eurotatoria; Philodinida; Philodinidae.